Molecule: messenger RNA, 1170 nt
Organism: Polychytrium aggregatum
Lineage: Eukaryota; Fungi; Chytridiomycota; Chytridiomycetes; Polychytriales
Exons: 4
Coding region: 195-1022 (275 amino acids)
Source: RefSeq, a predicted model, not a curated record
AUUUUGUAGAGGGAAUGCUCGUUGCUGCGAAACGGGGGAUAUGGAUGUGGUGGCAGAUUCGGAUGCUGUCGCUCCAGACAAAUACCCUCUUGCUUGAUACUGCGGCUCAUUGCGAGCAUUCUCCAAAGGAUCCUUAUCCGGCACUGGCUCUGUGUUGACAUCAUGUUGAAUCGCACCACAACAGACCCGCUGCCAUGUCACUGCCAAAGGCCCAGGCCGCGAAGGAGGACUCGGCCCCGCCUGUCGGACGCCGGAGUGCUGGGGAUGAGCUCGAGACCAAGCGGGGUCUCAAGAUCUCGAUUCCCGCCGGCGACUCCAACAAGACAGGCUCGGCGAUGCAUCCGGGCUCGGCAUCCGCCUCGGUUCCCACCGAGGUCAAGUCAGCCACAUCUGCAGUUGCGCCCCUGUCGUUUGGAAUCGGAAGCCCUCGAUUCCACCGGACGAGCAAGCCAAUGUCGAACGAUGCUCCGCCCACCCCUGUGAUCACAACGACGCCCAAGCGAAGCUGGUUUGCCAAUCUGUUCAACUUCCGGCCCGAGUCGAUGUCGCUGCCGAGUAUCCUGAGCUACGAGAACACACACAAGGGCAUGGUGAAUCGCAUGACGAGUCUGGGAAUCCGAUUCGACAACCGCAAGGAGGGCGGGUUCAAAUGCAAGUACAGCGUGCCCAAGACACCUGCAUCUUCGGGGACGGCCGAGACGCUUCCGUCGCCCUCGUCUGGGGGCGAGCCCACGACGCCGACACAGGCUCUGCUCUCUGGUGCACCAGGCAGCAACAGCACCAGCACCAGCACGAGCAAUUCGCCGAACCAGUCCGUGACCACGGUCCCGUCGCUCAAGCCAGGAACGAUCCGAUUCAAGAUCGACAUUGUCGCCGAGGCCGAGGAGGCCGACGGCAACGGCAACGGCAGCAGCGGCUGGAGGGUGCAGUUCACUCAUCAGCAAGGUUCCGUGCCGCUCUUCCAGGCACUUUGCGAGCAGUUCCGGAGCGGAUGGGACAUGAGCGUCCCUGUGCUGGGGUGAGGAUCAGAGCACGACACGAACAUUGCAGGAGCAUCGCAAGAAGAGUGCACAUAUUGCAGUGGAGGUCGGCGUGUAUAGGCAGCAUUGAGUUGCUUGGCCGAGUCGGACAUCUAUUUGAACAGAGAGCCCAUCUAUCAUGACCAAAGCC